This is a messenger RNA of Fragaria vesca subsp. vesca, 1869 nucleotides long. Its product is annotated as ALBINO3-like protein 3, mitochondrial-like. Bases 1 to 1692 code for a protein of 563 amino acids. Gene Ontology annotation, cellular component: mitochondrial inner membrane. The record is from RefSeq and is a predicted model, not a curated record. The transcript is spliced from 14 exons. Lineage: Eukaryota; Viridiplantae; Streptophyta; Magnoliopsida; Rosales; Rosaceae. Gene Ontology annotation, biological process: mitochondrial respiratory chain complex IV assembly; protein insertion into mitochondrial inner membrane from matrix. Gene Ontology annotation, molecular function: membrane insertase activity; protein binding.
AUGGCAACCUCCUCUAAGCUCUCAUCUCACCUCCGCCGUCGUCUCCGCUCCUCCUCCGCCUUCACCUUCCUUCCCGCCCUCUCUCACUCUCGCCAAUUUCACCUCCUCUCAAAUCCUAACCCUAUCCCUAUCCCCACCUCCAACUCUAACCUUCUCCCGCGGAACGCCUCCGCCUUUAAUCACCAACCUCUCGCUUCGUCUCGGUUUUUCUCCGCCGGUUCUUCACAUGACUCCGGUUUCGAUCGAUUCGGCGACUCCGGAGUCGCCGGCUCCGGGAACGAGCUUGAGGUUUUGGAUUUUGGUGCUACUGCCAGUGCUGCUGCUGGUGAAGGGUCGCUGCUUCCAGUUCAGGGCCUCAUAUCGGUGCUCGAUCACUUCCACGACCUCACUGGUUUGCCUUGGUGGAUAGUGAUUGCGUCGUCUACUGUGGCUAUGAGAGUUGCGUUGAUUCCGUUACUUGUUGUGCAGCUCCAAAAGUUGAAGAGGAUCGCAGAGUUGUUUCCUCAAUUGCCUCCUCCAAUGCCACCAAUGUUAUCAGGAAAGAGUUAUAUUGAUCAAAUGUCUCUAUUUCGGAAGAAAAGGAGUGAAAUCGGAUGUCCCUCGUUCUUGUGGUUCCUUGCGUACUUAUCUGUCCAGAUUCCUUGCUUUUUCCUGUGGUUGACUACCAUUCGCAGAAUGUCACUGGAUAAUCACCCCGGCUUUGAUUGCGGUGGCACUCUGUGGUUCCAGAACUUGUCUGAAUUACCUCAUGGUGUUUCAGGUCCUAUCUUUCCUCUCCUGAUUGCUGGUUUGCACUAUGUUAAUGUUCAGAUUUCUUUCAAGACAUCUUCUGUCAGGACAAUGAAGGGUGUGUUUGGCACAUUAGCUCAAUACUACAAGUAUUAUUUGGAUUUCAUGACAUUACCUUUGUUUUUUAUUGGCUACAAUAUUCCUCAGGGUAGUCUAGUCUAUUGGGUUACAAAUAGCUCAUUAAGUGUCAUUCAGCAAUUAGCUCUGAAGGAUCCUGCUGUACGUGCAAAGUUGGGGUUGCCAGACAAUGUCGAGCCUACAAAAAUUGAGAAUUCUGAGAAGUCGGAUACUCCUGAAAUAUCACCCUUAGCUUCUCCUACUAAAAUGAAAAAAAUAUCGUUACAGAACCUGUCACCCAAAGAUCUUGUCAAUCUUUCAGUUCAAGUCUUAUCAGAAGGAGAUAGAGAAAGAGCACUUCCUUUACUAAGACUUGCUCUUGAGAAAGAUCCUGAGUAUGUACGAGCAUUGAUAGUAAUGGGUCAGACUCUAUUGCAGAAAAAAUUGGAGGCAGAGGCUACUGAGUACUUGGAACGCGCUAUAACCAAGCUCUUUAGUACUGGUGUUCCCACACAAGUGGAGGAUAUUGAUAACCUAAUUCUUGCAUCUCAGUGGACUGGUGUUGCCUACAUACGGCAGGGAAAAUUCCCUGAAGGGAUUGGACACCUGGAAAGAAUUGCACAAUUGAACGAGCCAGAUGAACGAAAGGUGAAGGCUCAUUAUUUUGAUGGGUUGUUAAUGCUGGCAAGUGCUCUAUCCAAUGUGGGUCGCAAGGAUGAAGCUCUGAAGCAUCUGCGCUUAGCUGCUGCUUAUAAUCCUGCUUACAAUGAAUUCCUGGAACAGUGUGAAAAUGAGGAUGACAGUAUAGUCAGUGAUCUUACCAGCAGUAGACGAUCCGAUUAUUGAUUAUGUAUAUAUCAAAUGCAAAUUUUGCUUGGGCAGGCCGUGCCAUUUGCUCUCCCUAGUUACAUAGAUUUUAGAAAUACAACUGGGAGUGCCAGAGCAUUUCCCUUUUAUAGCUUACUGUUUUGUAUCUCAUUUUGAUAGUAACAUUUAUAGUCACUGAUCAUUGAUUUGUAUUUU